GAAGCCCAAGAAAGUACCACAUCAACAUCAACCAGCUCCUUGCUCCAAAGUCUCUUCAUCUCUAGUUUUUCAAUGCUUUCUCAGCUCAACGUUUAUUGUUCUUUUGAGACGUCUGUCAAACCGCCAUGUGCAACAAGGUUUUGUUGUGGCCCUUGCGAAAUUCCAAAUUAAUUUGUGGGACAAGAAACUUGAAUCAUGAAAAGAAAUCCAUCAUCAAUCACCACAAUCUACAAAGCCCAACUCCCCCAUAUAAAAAGCCAUCGUUUGUGCUUCCGAUUUGAAUAUUUAAAGGGAAGUUUUCCUUGCUUCAAAGCACAAAGAACUUGUCAAGCAGAUAUUAUUGAUAGAAAGGAGAAGUCGAGACAGAAGUUCCCAUAUUCUUCGUUAUCGCUACAUUUUUUAGUGCUAUUUAAAUACCCGAAAUCCAUUCAGCUGAACAUCCAUCAACAAAACCAACAUGUCAACGCAAAACAAUAACACAUCUGCCACAUCCCAGCCUUCAUCCAUCUUAUUCUUCAUCGCAGUGGCGAUCGGGGUCGUUAUCGCUUUGGUUUUCAUCUUCUUUUCAAUGAGAUAUUAUGUCCGUACAAGGUUAGGGAUCUAUGCCACUGCUAGAUUAACAACAACCUCAAACAAUGGUGGAAUAGUAUUGCUGACUGGUGAUUUCCCCAUGCACAGCUUCAAUGGAUAUUCAGGUGAUCUACCUAAUCAGUUGAGAAGAAGGAAUAGAAGAAGAAAAUAUUUGAAGAAAAGAAGAUUGACUGAGGAGGAAGUUGAUCAUUUAUUCCCUGUUAGAACUUAUCAAGAUUGGCUAGACGGUGGUGCUGAGAGAGAUGCUGAUCAGCGUGAAAUCCAUGUUAUGUUGAAAGAGGAAAAUGAUGAUGAAGUUGUUGAGCAACAACAAGACGAACAAACACCAGAACCUCAAAAUCAAACUCAAGACGGCUCAACUGCCGAUGGUAGAACAAUAACAGCAACUGACACUAUAGCUACUAGUGAUACACCAGCUAUUAAGGUCAAUACCCCUGAUCAUGACACCGGAUCAACAUACCAUGAUGCUCUAGAUCAACCAGAACAAGUGGAUUUAGGAACUCCUUAUGAACCUCAUUAUGAUUCAGGAACAUGUGCCAUCUGUAUAGAUACAUUUGAACCUGAAGAUCCAGUUCGUGGGUUAAUCUGUGGCCAUGUUUUCCAUCAAGAAUGUUUAGAUCCGUGGCUUACAAAGAGAAAAGCAUGUUGUCCAAUGUGUAAACGUGAUUAUUACCUCAAGGAUGAAUCUGAUGAACAACAAGCUCAAGGUAAUGGUGCAGAACCUGAAAAUCAAAUUGAUGAUUUAGAUUCCAUCAAUCAAUUCACUGAACUGCAAUACACUACAUUGAAUGAACGUGUUACAGAGAUCUUGAAUAGACACCCAGAUCUUGAACAAAUCGCCACUGAAAAAAUCAAAAAAUAUUUGAAGUUCAAAUGGAGAGUAUUUUGGCUUAUCAUGGGGAUUUCCAAGUCAGAUUUAGUUAAUUCUGCUAUUGUCAAUGAAGAUCAAAGAUUAAGAGAAGAAGAUCCGACUUAUGAUGUGAUUAAUGCUAAUGAAGUUAUUAAUAAUGGUAAUAACGAUGGCAAUGCUAAUGAAGCUAAUAAUAAUGAUGAUAAUAAUGAAGGUAAUCGUGAUGGUGCUGGUGUCCAAACAGUUGAAAACUCUCAAGAAAUUAGAGAUCGUGUUGAAAGAAUGGUUUAAUGUGUAUAAUGGGUUAAGUUUUUUGUUGUUACUUUUGAAGUUUAGUAUUGUAAGAUAUGAAUAAAAAUAUGAUAGCUAAUAAUCGACAGUCUAUACACUAGCUAAUGUGAUCCAUAAUCACUGUCAGGGGAAAGGGCAUCUUCAAUAUCUAAAAGUUUGCUAUCGUCCAAAGCAAAUAAAUUGUUUAAUUGAUUGUCAUGGACUUCAGAACCUUCAAUAGCAUUAUUGAAGUCGAUAAUUCGAGCGUUAUCAUUUAUAUCCUCAAUAAUAUCACACAGUGACAAAUCACAAUGCGCAAUAUUUCAG
Hansenula anomala is the source of this 2038-nucleotide messenger RNA. RefSeq names its product E3 ubiquitin-protein ligase RNF103. The transcript has a single exon. Bases 458 to 1732 code for a protein of 424 amino acids. The record is from RefSeq and is a predicted model, not a curated record. NCBI's taxonomy places the organism in Eukaryota, Fungi, Ascomycota, Saccharomycetes, Phaffomycetales, Wickerhamomycetaceae.